Messenger RNA from Polypterus senegalus (gray bichir), 680 nucleotides. Its product is annotated as actin-related protein 2/3 complex subunit 3-A-like. The coding region runs from base 102 to 638 and encodes 178 amino acids. NCBI's taxonomy places the organism in Eukaryota, Metazoa, Chordata, Cladistia, Polypteriformes, Polypteridae. Gene Ontology annotation, cellular component: cytoskeleton; Arp2/3 protein complex. The record is from RefSeq and is a predicted model, not a curated record. Gene Ontology annotation, molecular function: actin filament binding. The transcript has a single exon. Gene Ontology annotation, biological process: regulation of actin filament polymerization; Arp2/3 complex-mediated actin nucleation.
GCGCUGUGCUGGGUGCGACCACGGAAGUGUCUUGCGCUUUCUUUUGCUUGUCGUGUUUCUCAAAUAUUGUGGAUCGGGGACGUUAUUUGUGAACUGUGAAAAUGCCGGCCUACCAUUCAAGCCUGAUGGAGCCUGAUGUCAAGCAAAUUGGCAACAUGGCAUUACUGCCCCUCAAAAUGCAGUUUAAGGGUCCAGCCCCCAGAGAAACCAAAGAAAACGACAUCAUCGAAGAAGGCAUCUACUAUUUUAAGGCCAACGUGUUCUUCAAGAACUACGAAAUCAAGAACAAAGCAGACAGGACUCUGAUUUAUGUGACUCUGUACAUUACCGAAUGCCUGAAAAAGCUGCAGAAGUGCAGCUCCAGAAAUCAAGGAGAGAAGGAGAUGUACACACUGGGAAUUACUAACUUCCCCAUUCCUGGAGAGCCUGGCUUCCCGCUCAACGCCAUGUACGCCAAGCCGAGCAACAAGCAGGAGGAAGAGACAAUGAGGGCAUAUUUACAGCAAAUUAGCAAGGAGACUGGCUUAAGGCUGUGUGAAAAAGUUUUUGACCCCCAGACAGAUAAACCUAGCAAGUGGUGGAUGUGCUUUGUGAAGAAGCAGUUUAUGAACAAAAGUCUGUCCGCCCCAGGCCAAUAAAUCAACAUCCAAACCCAUUGUUCAUUAUUUGGAUUGUAUUAU